AUGGCGGGCAAUCCAUUCAGAAAGUCGCAAUUCCUGUCGCUGGACGUUUCGGCGGCGCGUGAAGCAGCGGGACUCGACACUAGUCAGCCAGCAGCAGCAACAUCGACAAGCACUCAGGAGCUCGAUNNAGCCAAGACAAAGCGGAAGGUGCAGAAGAAGGUUCGCAUUCAGAGUCCAGUCAUCUCGCCGGACUCUCCCGCCGCCGCCUACCGAGAUCAAUAUGACCCCUUCGACACAUACCUCAACCCCAUGGGUCAGCCUGCACUACCCACGACCAAAGAACAAGACGUAGAGACAGCGCGCGAGCUGCGCAAGUCCUUUAUAGACUCGUUGGCAAGAGGGGCCACUGUCCCAAACAGAGAAGCCUCGUCGAUAGCUCCACCGAUAGCUCCUGCCCAAGCUCAAGCUCCUGCCUUUGUGCCAGAGAGAAUGGAAACCUCAUCCCAGUCAAGCCAACAAGUACCAUACAACCCCUUUGCCAAAACUCUGGCUACAAUUGAUCCUCAGAAUGCCGCUUCGGCCCCUGUCGGUCUCUCGAGAGACACAUCCGCUGCUUCCGCUAAGCCGGCCAUGGACGUCGACGCAUUUACGCGCAUGCUGUUGACAGGCAGUACUCCAUCUGCAUCACCCGGACCCAUGACACCCUCGGCACGUCUACCGUCUGCUACCGCCAACUCUCUUGGAGACCUGCACCCCGAGUCUCCUUCUGCCUCGGACGACGAACAUCACGAUGAACCUCCGGAACCAGACUACGAGCAACUGACAGGUUUGGUCAGAACACCAGAUACCCAGACGAAGAAGCCCAAGCCGCCUCCACCAUCACACCACCACGGCAAGGCUCUAUCCACUCCCAACAAAGGCCCACAAACUGUCUCGUUCGCCGACUUUGACGUCCCUGCCACCCCUCCUGCUCUUCCCUCGCCAUCACUCGUCUCGCCGAAGCCCCAGCUUGUCCGAUCUCCUUCCGAUCUGAAUAAACCUCUACCUCCACCUCCUCCGCCGCAUCAGUCGCCCAGUCCAGAUGCGACUCCUUCUAUCCCGGAGCAGUCAGAUGAGAAGCUCGAGCGGCCGACCCCGCAGCAGCUCCAAUCUCUCACGAUCCUCUGUCCCAGACGACUAUUCAGAUGGCACGGCAACACCACCCGCGAAGCCACCACCACCGCCAGCAAGAAGAGUGCCUCAUUCUGUAGAAACGGACCUGCCUGUUCCGUCAGGACGGCCACCGCCUCCACCACCAUCUCGCAACACAAAACAACGACCCUCGAGCGUCAGUCGCACACCGUCCACAAACUCAUGGGGCAAGCUUCNUACUCGUCUGGAGGCAGGACGCCGUCUGUUUCGUCCAUCCCAACAGUCGACGAGGGUGAUUCAGGCGAGGAUAGGAGUUUCAAUGCUACUCCGCAACCCGAGGCGCAACAAGCUGGUGCGAAUGGUGGUGGUGCAGCUGCAGGAGGUGGUGGUAUCUUGGCCGAUAUGUCUGCCAUGCAAGCUGAGAUUGACGCCCUGAUGGCAAGAUCAAAAGGUGGCUCUUGA
Aureobasidium vineae is the source of this 1533-nucleotide messenger RNA. Lineage: Eukaryota; Fungi; Ascomycota; Dothideomycetes; Dothideales; Saccotheciaceae. The record is from the annotation of a GenBank genome assembly.